GUGUGGAUUUGCAGCAACCGCACUGGAUGCCAUUCCACCAGCCGUCCCACAGCCUGAAUCUGGCUUCUCCGAUUUGCUAGAAGCCGUGUGCGCUGCUGCUUGGGGAGCCGCAAAUGAGCGCAAGUUUGGCGCUGGUAACUUGGAUGCUCAGCAGGCUUGGGACAGAUUUGCUCGACACAUGCAGCAGCUGGCUCAUCGUGGGGGCCUGUCUGAAGAGACCAUGCAGGACUUGAAGUGGUAUGUCUUUAACGUUUGCUGGAUGACCGUGAACUUGCGUUGGUAUGGAGCAUCAAGCACAGACCACCACGAGGCGUCCAACAGAGCUUCACACCAUUUCCGCCAACUGGGGGGAGCGGAACGUGUAAUUCUGGGACGCCGCCCAGUGUCAAAAGGAUGUUCCGCAUUCUGGCAAAGCAAUUUUGCAUGCAUCGUUGCAUCCUUUGCAUGCUCUUAAACUACCAUCCGCUGGACUCUCAUUGGCC
Molecule: messenger RNA, 482 nt
Organism: Effrenium voratum
Lineage: Eukaryota; Dinophyceae; Suessiales; Symbiodiniaceae
Source: the annotation of a GenBank genome assembly